AUGUUGGCUAAAGUUACGAGAACAAAUUACUGUGGUGCAGCAGAUCCAAUCUACUUAACAAUAAAUUUCGCUGGUAAAAUCAAUAAAGUAUGGUUACUACAGAUGAAGAACAUAGUGGGAUUAGCUAAUCUCACUUCUGGAUACAAUAGCGAGCAAAAUAGUUAUGUUAAUAACAACACCUAUGUGGACCCAGUGGUCGCAGUUUGUCGCGAACUUCUGAACAAAGAAAAAGAAAUGAGUCCUUCAAGACGCAGUUCCGCAUAUGCUCGAUUGGUCAUUGAGAAGUUGUUCCGAAAUAGGGCGAUUGAUUUAUGCGCUAUCAUGCCACCAACAAAUGAUCAACAAUUGGCUCAACAUCCUUUUCACCUUGUACAUGAGAUUAUCAACAGCAAGUCGUCAUUUUUUGAGACAAUUCUUGAAGCCGAUGAUGGCCUCUCUAAUGAACUCUGGCAAGAGAUACGCCAACAAGCCGAUUCAAGUAUCGAGGUACGUACGAAGGAAUAA
Strongylus vulgaris is the source of this 504-nucleotide messenger RNA. NCBI's taxonomy places the organism in Eukaryota, Metazoa, Nematoda, Chromadorea, Rhabditida, Strongylidae. The record is from the annotation of a GenBank genome assembly.